Messenger RNA from Caretta caretta (loggerhead turtle), 3360 nucleotides. RefSeq names its product protease associated domain containing 1 (gene PRADC1). The record is from RefSeq and is a predicted model, not a curated record. NCBI's taxonomy places the organism in Eukaryota, Metazoa, Chordata, Testudines, Cheloniidae.
CCAUUCCCUGUCUGCAUUAGAGGAAUUUCCACUGGAUUAAGCUGUGUUGGUGUGAGCCUGCUUUACAUCAGCGUAGCACUUCCUCAUUCGGGGCUUACACCAGUGCAGUUACCAUGACAGCGACUCAAAUUCAGCCUAGAUGGGAUUUGAAGGGUUUAAAAAUGUCAAAUGUGCAUACAGCAAAAUUAAUGGGGGAGUGGGGUUUGAGGCAGUGAGACGGGCUGGGGCAGCUGCUGUAGUUGUGAAGCUAGUGAAAUACUGUGCAGAGAUGGCAGGUAGGAGUCAGGGGCCGAGUGGGAGCAGAGCAGGCUAGAGAAUCGGAAAGAGAAGCAAUAGCGAUCGCCUCAUUAAAAUCACAAUUGUAAAAAACAAAACCAGCGUCCAGGGUCUUUUUACUGCAACCCUUGCCCUCCCUUCCCUCCUCAUUGAGUGAAAGCAACAAACAUUGCGUCUACCCCCAGUCCUGCAGGAACCAGUCGGUAAUUUCAACCAUCUUGUAGCCAGCAGUGGAUUGACUGAAACCUUCACCAAUGAGAUCAGCAGCUGCUUGAGCUCACCAGUGAGUGGAAACUAGAGGCCGAGCUCUGCUCUCUUGCCAGUUUGAGACUUCUACAGUUAGAGGUGCAUUUGGGAGCUGCGGGGAAGUUGGUGCACUGGCAGAUGGCUGCACUACUUGGCACUGGCAGCUGGUUGUGUUUGGUGCUCUCUCUCUGCGCCUGGCCUUUUGUUGAUGGGUUACGCAUCCAUGAAUAUUUAUAUUUCCAAGUGCUGAGUCCCAGAGAUAUCCGCUACAUCUUCACUGCUACUCCGGCCAAAGAUUUUGGAGGCGUGUUUAACACAAGAUAUGAGCAGAUACACCUGGUCCCGGCAGACCCUCCGGAGGCAUGCGGGGAGCUAAACAAUGGAGUCUUCAUCCAAGAUCAGAUCGCCCUGGUGGAGCGUGGGGGUUGUUCCUUCUUGUCGAAGACGCGCGUCGUCCAGGAGCACGGCGGGAGGGCAGUGAUUAUUGCCGAUAACGCGUACGACAACGACAGCUUCUACGUCGAAAUGAUCCAGGACAGCACAAGGCUGACGGCGGACAUUCCUGCUCUCUUCCUCCUGGGCAGGGAUGGGUACAUGAUCCGACGCUCCUUGGAACAGCACGGACUCCCUUGGGCCAUCAUCUCCAUCCCCGUCAACGUUACCAGCAUCCCAGCCUAUGAAACGAUGCAGCCUCCAUGGACCUUCUGGUAGUGGGGAGAGAAAGGGAAGGUCUUGGAGCCUUCUGGAUGGAUUUGUUGAAGGGAUUGGCCUUGAAGAACAGCCCCUGCCUGCCCCAAAACUCCACAAUCCAAACUCACUGGGUGAUUCCCACUGGAAUUAUUGUGUUGCAGCUGGUAGCCAGCUAAACUCCGACAUCAUCAUAUCAUUCACCGUCACUGCCGGAUGACUUCCUUAGUAACUAUUUCCGGGCAGGGAGGCAGACGCCCCAGAGUCCGAGAGGCCAGAGCGUGCUAGAGAAGCAUUUUGAGGAGCUGUCAGAUAGCAUUGCAUUGCAAACAAUGUCAGGUGUGCACGGCCAAUCUCAAGCAAAAUGGUAACGUGUGGAUAAAGCGUAAAGAGGGGAAAGAGCAAUGCACAGGGGAUCAUCCUGGGCUAACAGGACCCACCAGGUUGGCCAGAGGUUUAUAUUUUGUUGCUGAGUGGAGCCAGAAGUGUAAACUCAGGCAAGACGAGGGUGCCUGGAGGAGAGAGGAAGUGGCUCUGUGUGGGUUUGUCUUUCAGAGAUGGGGCUCAGAAGAGAGAGAUCCCUCCCAUUGAAAUCAAUGGGAGUUAGGCACCUAAAUCUCUGGGAGGAUCUGGGCUCGGACUCCGUCACGCCAAAGGGAACGAGGCUGCUGGAGCCUGAGGCUGGGCUGGAGACAGCCCAUAACCACAAGCGGAUACAGGAACGUAAAGGUCCAAAUCAACUGCAUGGGCCAGAUUCACCUCUAGCCUAAGCCAGCACAACCCCACUGGCUUCACCAGUGCACGAGCCUGACACGUUCCCUGGCAACUGCAAGGUGACGGGAGCCUCUAAUACCUUCUACUGUUCAAGGGCCUGAUCCUGUUCCCUUCACUUCAGUCAGGUCCCAAGUCUUUGGAUCUGGCCCUUGGACCAUGAUUCCCAGUGGAGGCAGGAGCGCAGCGGUUUAAUGCGAGGUGGGCGAAGCUAGCCCUGGAUUUGGAAUGUUUUGUGGCGGGCCAGAGCAGGGUGGGGCUGGCCAGGGCAGGAGGGUCGUAAAGUUCCCAGCUGGGUUCAGAUCUUGACCCCUUUUACGCCCCUAAUGCUGAGGUUGUUCCGAGCCAGGGUCUCAGCUCAGGCCCAGCUCUGCUUCUGACCCUUGGGAAGCUUUAACACGCGGCUGUUCUGAGUUAAGGCUUGGCCAGGUUCUAGGGGCUUGGGGCCGUACGCUAGAGGGCGCGGGGUCAGGGAGCCCCAAGGCUGCCUGGCUGAUGCGGGGGCAGUGCUGGGUGUAGGACCAAUCUAGACCAGUUUGGCUUUGCCCCUGGCUGGACCCCCUAUGCCUUCCCCCAGCUAGCUCUGCCUCAGACAUGAGGCCAGCAAGGGGGGAAGGGAGCAAAGAGGAAUGAGCAGAGAGCUCAGUGCAUGGAGGCUGUUUGGAGUGGGUUGGGGAGGAUGUGGGCUGCUGGGGAUGAGGAGAAGGAAGGAGUUAUAAUUAGCAACGGGGAGGAUGGUGGAGGCCCUUGGGAAUGGAGGAGGGAGAUGGGGCAGCCUUAACUCUCCCCCCCCGGCCCUGGAACCCAGUGUACAUGUGACACUCCCAUGGAUCGGAGCCUUGUCAUCGUCUCUUGAAUGCUGCAGUCAGGAUUCAUUUGUGGCCACAUGAUUUGAAGCCCAGCCUUCUGCAAGAUCCUGUAGCCCAGAGGCUGUUGCAGCAGAGGGAGCCCAGAUCACUGGCAUGUUCCAGGGUUGAUGCACUGGGAAAGUCCCCAUCAGACAGCAGGUUCCACUGACCCAGGACACACUCAGGCCCAGUGCUGCUUGCCCUGCACUCCUGUUAGCUGAAGGUGGCUGAAUGGCACUAGGGCUGCGUGGGUCUUGGCCUGGUUCAGCUUGGCUGCAGCUUUCAGUUCCUCCAUCGCUGUCACCCAGGCAGGGAGCGUGUGAACUGCAGCCCCACUCCCUGCUAACUUGUUCCUUCCAUGCUGCUGCCGGCGCUGGGCAGGCAGAUCCCACUAGAUCAUGCCCCCUCCAGCUCCCAGGACCUGUCUGACACCACAGCUGCCAGCUGGCGUUUGCCUUCAUGCUGUCGGGGCUAUAUUCAUUUGUAACAUGAACCUCUUCUUUAAUCUCUCUAAUAAAGCCUGAAGCUCUCA